Molecule: messenger RNA, 1618 nt
Organism: Paramecium sonneborni
Lineage: Eukaryota; Ciliophora; Oligohymenophorea; Peniculida; Parameciidae
Source: the annotation of a GenBank genome assembly
AUGUCUGAAGUUGGUUUUAAAUAGAUCUAGGAAGAAUAAUAAAAAGAGGAUUCACUUUUCAAAUUAUUAAUCAAUUUAUUGGAUUGUACAUUUCAGACAGUUUUUGGUUAUAUCUGCUUGGACAUAUGCGUUUCAAUAAGUUUACAUUAUAUAGGACAAGAGUAAAUAAUAGUAUUAUGAUAAGAAUAAAUGCUUAUGCAAAUGCUGGAUAUGGAUUUGCAUUAACAUGUGUGUUUAUUUUAUUGAAUCCUCUUGGUUUUGGAUUGAAUCAAUCAUUAAAUAUGCAUACAUCUUAAGCUUUAGGAGAUUAAAAGAUAUAGCUAGCAAAGAGAUUUUUUAAUAUAAAUUUAUAUGUGAUGCUUUUAGUGCUUGUGCCUUUAGGAGGUAUUUUAUUAGGUUUAAAAUAUCCGUUGAGUCUAACAAUAAGAGAAGAUGAAAGAGAAUAGACUUCAGAUUAUGCUUAGCAAUUUUUAUAUUUUUUAAUACCAGCAGUAAUUCUUGCUUUAGAGUUUGAAAGUGCAAAGUGUUUUAUGGUAGCACAUAAAGUCACAUAUCCAUUUACAAUAAUUCAUUUUACUACAUUAGGAUUUCAUUGGCUAUUUUGUUGGUUAUUUAUAGUAAAAUUUUAAUGGGGAGUAGCAGGAGCAGGAGUAGUUAUAAUAAUAACGGAAGUUUUAAAUAUAGUAGGCUUAGUUUGUAUGUUUUUAUCAAUAUAAAUUAGUGUUUGUAUAAUUUACUAGUUUAAAGAGAGAAAUAUUUUAAGGAACAAAAAUAUUAUUGGAUGUUCCAAGAUUUAAAAAAUUAGGAAUUUAGUAUAUAAAAACAUCAAUUCCGAUGGUGUUUCACAUUUAUUUAGAAUUUUUUGUAUUUUUUUUGUUGUCAUUUAUUGCAUUGAGUUUGGGUAUAUCUGAGAUGAUUGCAGUAGUAGGAUUACAAAAUAUGUGUGGAAUAUAUUUUAGUAUGAAUAGAAUAUAAAUGAAAUAGGAAUUCCAAUAAGUUUGUCAAUAGCAAUGAUGUCUUUUGUAGGAACUGAGAUGGGCAAAGGAAAUAUAAAAAUUGCUAAACGUUAUGUAGCAAUAGGAUUAGGUAUAUUUGCUGUUGCAUGUGCUAUAUGUUCAUUAUUGAUAUGGUUUUUGAGAGAUUAAUUGGCAUCAUUUUAUGCUUCUGAUUAAGAUAAAAAUAUAGUAGCUGAAAGAGCAUAAGAAAUAUUUAGAGAUACAAUACCAUGGUUAAUAGCAGGAAUGUUAGUAGUCGAUGGUUUAUAAGGAACAUUAAGUGGAGCUUUGAAAGGAAUUAAUAAAAUAAAUUUAGUGUUUGUAUAAAUAUAGAUCUAAUAUUUUAGUAUUCAACAAUUGUUGCAUAUUAUAUAAUAUGUAUACCAUUGGUGAGUUUUUUUACAUAUUCUUGGGGAUUAGAUUAAGGAGCAAUAGGAAUAUGGUAAGGAUUUGGAAUUUCAAAUCUUAUAUUAGCUAUAUUAGACUUAAUUGUCUUAUUCACUACUGAUUGGGAUAAAUAAUCACGUACUAUUAUUAGAAGAGUUAAAAAAGAUAAUGAACUUUAGUUUAGUACUUUAAUUUAAGUAGAAGAUGAUAAAACAAAUAUUUGAUUUAUAAUAAAU